UUCACGUCUUUCUAAUUUAGAAUUCAUUAUAAGUUGUGCCAAAAAGGGAGUUCGUAAAGGAGUAGUUUGGCUUUUUGGUUGAGUUAUUCCUUACAUUGUUCUUUUUACAACCAUAUCUAAUAUAUUAUAUAAUUCAUCUCCUAAACAUGUGUACUGGAAAAUCAUCACACACAAAAUCCUCACCCAAGUUUGGGAAAACAAGUCCAACUUCUUCUGUACUCUCCCUGGGUUCCAACAGUAAAAGAAUGACCAAAGUGGAACUCAAAGACAGAGCACAUGACAAAACCAAGGCCGCAGCUGCCAAGAAUGUUGCAAAGGCACCAGCAAAAGAGAACAAAAAGCCUCUUGAGUUCAAGCUUCACUCUGGCGAGAGAGCAGUGAAACGUGCCAUGUUCAACUAUUCGGUUGCAACUAACUACUAUAUCACGAAACUGCAAAAGAAACAAGAAGAGAAGUUGCAAAAGAUGAUAGAAGAGGAAGAGAUUCGUAUGCUAAGAAAGGAAAUGGUUCCAAAAGCUCAACUGAUGCCUUUCUUCGACCGACCUUUCCUUCCACAGAGAUCAAGCAGACCAUUGACGAUGCCAAAGGAACCAAGCUUUGGAAAUGUAAACAGUACUUGUUGGACAUGUGUCUUCAACAACCAACACUAUCUCUACCAUAUUCACCAUUCUCAUGCUUAAAUUUUGAGAGCCACUAGCUCAGUUAGAGGCUUUUGCUAUUUUCAAUCCAAAUCUUUCUUUUCCGGUUACCCUUUUUACUUUUGCACCUGGGCAAAUUUCUGUCUCUCAUCUUUUGCGUUUCUUAUUGUAAUUUUUCGUAGAGAUAAAUAAAUGAUCGAUUUCGACUAUUAUCAUGUGUAUGAUUGGUAUAUAUCUAUGCAAGAU
Molecule: messenger RNA, 884 nt
Organism: Eruca vesicaria subsp. sativa (arugula)
Lineage: Eukaryota; Viridiplantae; Streptophyta; Magnoliopsida; Brassicales; Brassicaceae
Source: the annotation of a GenBank genome assembly